This is a messenger RNA of Lactuca saligna, 408 nucleotides long. The record is from the annotation of a GenBank genome assembly. NCBI's taxonomy places the organism in Eukaryota, Viridiplantae, Streptophyta, Magnoliopsida, Asterales, Asteraceae.
AUGGUUGAAGCUAUUUUGUUUGAUAUGCUCCAACACCAAGAUUCAGAAGUCGUCACCGCUCUAUACGCUAAAAUUUCACCGUUCUUUGAAAAAGAAACCCCUGAAGCGUCCGCGAAUAACAACGAAGACCAAGAAGCAGACGAAUUCUUCCAAUUUUGUUGUCUGUGGAGUUUAGUUAUUUGCUUUGAAAUUGGUUUAACAAAUUUCAAGAUUUUUUUUGGGUUAUCUUUAAUUAACUCUGUCUAUUGGAUUUCCAUCGGAAAUUGGAACAUUUUUCAAGCUUCCGUUGAUGGUGUCGACUCAUUGGGUGUAAGCUCUUUGGAUCAAUCAUUGAAACAAAAUUCUUUAUUAGUCGAUUGUGUUUGGAUAACAAGAAAACAAGGUGCUGAAACUAAAAUCUAUUUGUGA